AGUUGAGUAGUUUAUUUUCCAAAUUUCUCUUUUUUGCUUGGCAUCACGGAUGGCAUUUCGGUCUUUGAAGUAGUAAAUAAAAACGUGAAUAAAGUGAAGCUAAUAUCAAAAUUCCAAAAUGUCCGACAUUGAAGUGGAAGGCACCAACAGAGGUGGUGAAAUGGAUGUAAAUACUGCCCUGCAGGAAGUCCUGAAGAUUGCCCUAACACAUGGUAGACUAUCACGAGGUCUGCAUGAAGCAGCAAAAUCCCUUGACAAGAGACAGGCACUUCUCUGUGUGUUGGCGACGAACUGUGAUGAACCUCUCUAUGUCAAGCUUGUUGAGGCUCUCUGUGCGGAACAUCAGAUCAAUCUGCUUAAAGUUGAUAGUAACAAAAAAUUGGGAGAAUGGGCUGGUUUAUGCACUUUUGACAAAGAAGGAAAGGCAAGGAAAGUAGUUGGUUGCAGUUGUGUGGUUGUUGUGGAUUAUGGAAAAGAAACUCAAGCACAUGAUGUUCUAACUGAUUAUUUUAAGUCCAAACGAGCAUGAUGUAAAUAAAAGUAAUUAUUAACAAA
Messenger RNA from Uloborus diversus, 555 nucleotides. It is a transcript of the gene RpS12, whose product is annotated as 40S ribosomal protein S12-like. Gene Ontology annotation, biological process: translation. Gene Ontology annotation, cellular component: ribosome; cytosolic small ribosomal subunit. Gene Ontology annotation, molecular function: structural constituent of ribosome. The record is from RefSeq and is a predicted model, not a curated record. Bases 119 to 529 code for a protein of 136 amino acids. The transcript is spliced from 5 exons. NCBI's taxonomy places the organism in Eukaryota, Metazoa, Arthropoda, Arachnida, Araneae, Uloboridae.